CGUCCGCUUUAACCCUCUGUCACCCCCACACUCGCAUUUAACCCGCGGUUCAGGUUCUACUCCAUACAACCAUGUUCCAUUCCUCGACCGUCUCUCAUCCCUGUGGUUUUGAUUAAAACAGUACUGCCUUGCGACUUAACGCUGGGUUUCUUCUCUGGUCGGCGAUACAUUUUACAAGUAACUUUUCUUUUCCUAACUCGCAAGUGUUAUUAACACAGAUAAUAUUAUAUUUCCGAUAUAUUUACUACCUUUAAAAUGUUAUAUUCAGGAAAAUCCUGACAACAUAGGAUUGUGCAUACUUUCUAAGAAGGUUUCCAACAUUCUGAGUGAUCCCAGUGGUCGGUGCUAGAACUGUCGAAAAGGUGUCACAUACUCAAGUAUUGUACUUCUAGGACGGAACUCAAAAUCAAGGCCUCCAAAACACGUUCGUAAUCGGAGCGAAGUCCAGAAAAAUUAUCGUAAAUCUUCCUCUCUUUUGGCACUCGGCUCUGUCUUCGUUUCUCUACGUUCCAAUCAAGAAGUGAUAAUAUUGGCGGAACCGCUGGAGAUCGAAUCAGAUACUAUAAGAUAUCCAGAGAAAUUCAAACCAAUCUGAGAAGUUUAUAGGCAUAUUUCAAGUAAAUUCAGGGGAGAUAAGCCAAGAAAAUCCAGGGGAAGCAAGAGACAUCUAUAAAUUUCCAGUGUUGAUUAAAAAUUGCAAGGAGAAGCCACCAUGAGCAGGACACAGCGACAGGAGAGACAGGGGCGUCAGGAGGACCUGGAGCACCUAAAAUCCUUGCACCUGCUGGACAAAACGCUGCCUAUUUCGGUGGCCACCGCACCCGAGCUGCGCUCCCGCCGCCAGUUCAGUUUCAAUGGCCUGCGCUACGAGAUGAGUGGGUUGCCACGGACGCCGCCGCCGCUGCAGAUGCAGCUCUCGAGGCUCAGGGCGGGUGGAGGAGGUGGUGGCUCCCAGGGGAAGAUGCAAACUCAUGGCUCCGGCCACUCCAUUGCUGCAAAGCCCGUCGUGGAGUCAGCUGGCGGAGAUCAUCAGGGUGGUGGAGGUGCUGCUAGUGGUGCUGCUGGUGUCCCACGACCGGACCAAAAGGCAGUGCUGCCCAAGCGGGUGUCCAUAGGCGACCGAGCCCUUCUGAUGAACGGAGGCGUUCGGAUGCCCCGGCGAUGCGAGAUGGAUUCGUCCAAGGAGAAGCCCACAGCUGCACAAAGGUCAUCCUCAACGGAGUGGCAGCAUAAGAAGGAGGAGAAGCAGAAGCAGGAAUCCUUGAGGCGGGAAAGGAAGCACCGUCGCAGGCAGCAGCAAUCGCAGGAGUUGGAGAAGAGGAGGUCCUCCCCGGAAGUGGAGACAUCCCCCGGCCUGACCUCUCAGCAGAGCUGGAUGUUGGCCCAGUCCCUGCUGAAGGCCUACGGCAGUGGACUGGUUCACCCGGCCGCCGGCGAGGGAGCCUCCUCCAAGAUGGACUACAUCACGCUCUCGGGACUGGUGCUCGGCUGUGUGGCCUCGCAUGCCCUCUUCUUCCUGUGCUGGUACUUCAGUUGGCUGAAAGCCCAGGCGGUGGGUCUGCGGAAACGCUUCCUGGGCAACGCCAAUCUGUGGGAGUUCUUCGACCUGGAGGACACCAGCCGCUACUCGGUGCAGACCAAACUGGUGCUGGCACCGCUGAUCCUCGUCUGCGGACUGCUCUACUGCGUGGUCAACAUGCUGCACCUGGUGGUGCAGGUGGUGCGAUCGGAUGUGCCGCGCACAGUGGUUGUGUUUGUCCAGCGGGUGGCGAACAGCGGUCUGCUGGGCACCAUCACCAUGGGACUGGCCGGCGGAGGAGGACAAGGGGUGCGAGGCGGACGCCAGAAGCCAGCUAUCCAAUAAUAUCGGUCGAUUCCACGUCCCAUCGUUGUAGUUAAAACUGGCCAACCUUAGUGCCUUGGUGGCCUAUUUAUUAAAUAAUAAUAAUAUAAAUAUAAAAAUAACCGCAAAAUUGGUUGUAAUUAAUCAAUUUUAA
Messenger RNA from Drosophila biarmipes, 1997 nucleotides. RefSeq lists its product as uncharacterized. Bases 713 to 1864 code for a protein of 383 amino acids. The transcript has a single exon. The record is from RefSeq and is a predicted model, not a curated record. NCBI's taxonomy places the organism in Eukaryota, Metazoa, Arthropoda, Insecta, Diptera, Drosophilidae.